This is a messenger RNA of Hirundo rustica (Barn swallow), 5310 nucleotides long. RefSeq names its product muscleblind like splicing regulator 1 (gene MBNL1). Bases 813 to 2012 code for a protein of 399 amino acids. The transcript is spliced from 11 exons. NCBI's taxonomy places the organism in Eukaryota, Metazoa, Chordata, Aves, Passeriformes, Hirundinidae. The record is from RefSeq and is a predicted model, not a curated record. Gene Ontology annotation, molecular function: metal ion binding.
CGCCGCCGCCCCGCUCCGCGCCUUCCCCUCGCUCCCGCGGCGCCCGGAGCGCGGAGGCCGCACCGGGAUUAGGUUGGUACUAAGAAGUGCCUUUCCUGACGUCGCUGCUGCUUGGGACCGCUUCUAGAGCAGCCGCUGCUUUUGCCUUGCUUGCUGCCAGCUAGACUGCGACGACAGCGCUCCGCCGCUGCCAGCCCCGCGCCCGCCGGGAGGAGGGUCCGGCGCCGCUCCCCCGCCGCCGCUGCACUGUGCACUAAAGUGUGCCGCGAAGGUCAGAGCUCUGCUGCCCGAAGGCCGAGGAGAGGAGGAGAAAAACCCCGGCCCAAACCCGGUGUCGGUCGUUGCUCUAAACUGCUGCAUCUGUCUAUGCCAAACUAAUCGAUCCCGAUUGCACCGCAGAGCCCGCUGCGAGCCCGCUGCCUGGAGGCGCCCGCCAGCCACCGUCCCCGGGAGCGGCCGGGGAAGCGCAGCCGGAGCCCGCCACGUUCCCAUGCUUGCACUCAGGACGGGAUGCUGAGCGCGCGGGGCUAGUCCCGGCCACGCUCCCGCAGGCGCACCUGGCCGGCGCUGCCGGCCUUCCCGAGCCCCGCUAACGGUGCUCUGAACUCCGGUGACACAGCUCUUCCUCGGGAUAGCGGCCACCCGGUUUUACACGUACUCAUUUUAAAAUAGGGAGCGGGGGAAAAAAAAACGAAAAAAAAAAAAAAAAAAAGUGUUCUGGAGGUGGCACUUUUCAUCAUUUCCAGUUUAUCGGUUCAGCUACUCGUUUGCCCGUUUUUAUUGGAAAUUUUAACUACCUGUAAAAUCUAAAGAUGGCUGUUAGCGUCACACCGAUCCGGGACACAAAAUGGCUAACGCUGGAAGUGUGUAGGGAGUUCCAAAGGGGGACUUGCUCGCGACCAGACACGGAAUGUAAAUUUGCACACCCGUCGAAAAGCUGCCAAGUUGAAAACGGACGUGUAAUCGCCUGCUUUGACUCAUUGAAAGGUCGAUGUUCAAGGGAAAACUGCAAGUAUCUUCACCCACCACCACACUUAAAAACGCAGCUGGAGAUCAAUGGCCGCAAUAACCUGAUCCAGCAGAAGAACAUGGCCAUGCUGGCCCAGCAGAUGCAGCUCGCCAAUGCCAUGAUGCCUGGAGCCCCGCUGCAGCCCGUGCCAAUGUUUUCCGUUGCACCGAGCUUAGCCACCAAUGCGUCAGCCGCCUUCAACCCCUACCUGGGGCCCGUGUCUCCAGGCCUGGUCCCCGCCGAGAUCCUGCCCACGGCCCCCAUGCUGGUGACAGGGAACCCCGGGGUGCCCGUUCCUGCCGCCGCCGCCGCCGCCGCCCAGAAGCUGAUGAGGACAGACAGGCUGGAGGUGUGUCGAGAGUACCAGCGCGGGAACUGCAACAGGGGAGAGAACGACUGCCGGUUCGCUCACCCCGCCGACAGCGCCAUGAUCGACACCAACGACAACACGGUCACCGUCUGCAUGGAUUACAUCAAAGGGAGGUGCUCCCGGGAAAAGUGCAAAUAUUUUCACCCUCCUGCACACCUGCAAGCCAAGAUCAAGGCUGCCCAGUACCAGGUUAACCAAGCUGCAGCUGCCCAAGCAGCAGCGACUGCAGCUGCCAUGACUCAGUCGGCUGUCAAAUCACUGAAGCGACCCCUCGAGGCAACCUUUGACCUGGGAAUUCCUCAAGCUGUACUUCCCCCCUUACCAAAGAGGCCUGCGCUUGAAAAAACCAAUGGUGCCACCGCAGUCUUUAACACUGGUAUCUUCCAAUACCAGCAAGCUCUUGCCAACAUGCAGUUACAGCAGCAUACAGCCUUUCUCCCACCAGGCUCAAUAUUGUGCAUGACACCCGCUACAAGUGUUGUUCCCAUGGUGCACGGUGCUACGCCAGCCACUGUGUCUGCAGCAACAACAUCUGCCACAAGUGUUCCCUUCGCUGCAACAGCCACAGCCAACCAGAUACCCAUAAUAUCUGCCGAACAUCUGACUAGCCACAAGUAUGUUACUCAGAUGUAGACAUUUGGUCAUCAAACAAUGGUAUCGGAGGCGAAGAGGCCGGAUUUGGGAGGGAAGAGGCCGAGCUCAUUAGCCAUAGCGUUUGUAAAUACUGUCCAGCAGCACCGGGAACCCCUCAGCAGUGACAUCACACAUUGCAUGUUAACGAGACGAAGCGAGGCCGUGGGACUCCACUGCACACUGUUGCCUAUCUACUUUGUACAUUGAAUUGAUAUUUGUGCUGAGGUGAUCUUGUUGUCUAAGCCCGCAGCACCGUCCGCCUUUCCCUUGCCCGCUGCCCGCACCACGGGCGGCGCCAGGAAAGGCCGACGAUGCUGGAACCCGAAAUCUAUUAUGUAUUGGUACGUCUGUAGACCAAGAUAUAAUUUUUUAAAGUAAGUUUAUUUCUUUCAAGGUUUACAAAUAACGAAGGUGCACCUUGUAUUUAAAAUUGCCAUUAUAGACGAGAGCGUGCAUGCACAGUAAUUUUUGUUUAAGAGUAAUAUUUUUAAUGUAAUAGAUUGUAGGAAAUGAGAAGAGAGGAAUCUGACAGAGAUGAAUGUGCCAAGCGAAACCACAACUGUGUAUAUUUUAAAGCACAUCAAUGGCUUUAAGUACCACGUUGUUAAGGAUUCUCAUGAAGUGCCAUAGACUGUACAUCCAUCAGAGUAUUAUUUCUGCAGUGUUACUUUCAGAACCACGUUUUCACUGACUUGAUGAGUACUGAUCAGUCGAAGGGCACCGUUCUGUUUCAAACCAAAGCUGUCUCAGAAAUGGCCAAUUGCUCCUCACAGCCAGCGGGCAGCACCAGAGAGAUGCUGCGGCCGUGCAAAACCCUUCUGGACAAUGUUACCUAUAAACUCUCCCAAGGCGUUGUGUGUCAUAUUUAUGCAUAUUUACUGUGUAAGGUGAGCUGCGAAAGGGAAAAGCCAUUUCUGAGACACGGAAACAAAUGUUUGAGGAACUUCUUUUGCUCUAUUUAUAGCCUCUGUCGCCAGUCACAAGGACUAUAAAUGUUUUGCAGAGAUGGGUUUCACUUUAAUUCAUCAAGUCCCGCAUCUGCGGUGACUCUAAACAAAGACGCAGAAGCACUGACAGCAAGAUGCAUGACAAACCAAAAUAGGACAAACGAGAUGUUAAUUAGUGUAGAAAUUGGGUGGGUUAAUACUCGGGUGAGUUUUAUAUGUGAUUUUUUUCGUUCAGAUUAACUGCUUAUAGCCUUAGAAAGCCUUUACAAAAUAAAAACAAAAACAAACAAAUAGAUGUGCAUUCAAGUUUUAAGAAUGGAUUCAUCCAAAGGAAUUCCUUUUUGUGGUUUGGAUGUUGCAGCCAGUAAAGGAUAUUUUUGCUCUGUUCAGCCAGGGGCUGCCUGGGGCCAGGCCCCGGGCGGGCAGCGAGGGAGAGGCGCGGGUUCGGUUGUAGAACUCGCCAUACUCCGAGUUUACUGCGAGUUUUUAUGCUUGAGAGAGAUGCUUUAUAGAUAAGAAUGAUGUGUUGAUUUUCCUGAUUGUACUGUACAUCUAUUAAAGCCUUAGAUUAUUACAUUACGGGUUAAAACCCAUACCAAUGUAAUUUCAAUCGUGUUAAGAAAGUAUAGGUGACUUCACAUGUUAUUGUAGUGACUUACCAUAGAGAAUUUACUUAUUUUUUUCUUGUUAAAAGUGUAGUUUUUAUUUCUUACAUUUAUUAGCUCGUUUUCAUUUUCUAUUACCAGUUGAUACCAUUUCAGUUCAUAGAAUUUUGUUUUAUUAGAGUUUACCGAUGACUUUUUCAAAAUACAAAAAAAAAAAAAAAGUAGUUUUCUUCAUAACAUACUCAGUUUCGAGUCUACAUGUAGUGUCUUAUGAGUACUCGUAUUAUUGUUAACUAAAUGAUUUCUAUUUUACUGAUCUAAUAUGACAAUGUAAGAAUGUCAGUCAUUGUUAGUUCUUGUCUAGUUUUCAUUAAAAGAACAAAGAUCUUUUAUAUGGAUAUCUUAUAAUUAUAUAAUCAUUGCUAAGUAAGAAGUUAAGUUGUUGCUAUGGCAACAAUCCUGGCAGACAAUUGAGUAAUAUUUUGAUGAUUUAUUUUGUUUGUAAUUAGUUAUUAUGAGAAAAAAAAAAAUCUAGUUCCUAGAUAUUAGAAUAAAAUUUAUUUUCUACUGUAUCCAUUUCAAAUGUUAAAAUAUUGUUUAAAUAUUUUUUGAAAUCCCUGAAUAUCAGGCCUUGUUAUAAAUAAGCUGCAUAAUCAAUAGAUCAAGGGACUUUUUGUUGAUAAUCCAAAUACUCAAAGUUUACGUAACAAGAAUUUUAGUGUGCGUGUGCAAACUCUUGAGGGUUGAUUAUGCUGCAGUUGGGACGUCGAGAGCGAAGGUUGACUUUUUGCACUUCUGUAUAUAGUCAAAAAAGAGAGAAACCUGUAUAAUAGUAAGAUCUUAUUUUGAAUAAAAAUGUCUAUAAUUACAAGGAGUUUUGUUAAGGCUAAAUAAAAUGACAGGCUGAACAAAAUUGCUUGCAAAAGUGGCACAGAGUUAGCACUCCAUCCCCCUUCCAAAAAGUUGCUUUGCUUUAUGUGGACAGCUUGUAGUUUGCCAGGAUUUUUUCAGCUGGAAAGAUCUGCCAUCCUUCCGAGAUCUCAUGACUGACAGAAGCUCCACUGGGUCAAAUCUGCCUUAAAAUAAUUAAUAAAAAAAAAAAAGGAAAAAAAGAAAAAAAAAAAAAGAAAAAAAAAAAAAGGAGGUACUUCAGCCCAUCCAGGGAAUCAUGGCUCAGAUAUUCCGUACAUUAUUCAAAAUCUACUGCAUGUUUAAAGUAUCAAAAUAUAUUAAAGAUAUAUGCUAUUCAAACCAGUUUCUGACAAUUUCAGUGGUUUCUUGUUCACAAAAAAAAAAAAAAAAAAAGAUUCUUCAAAACAAAUACUGACGUUCACAGAGUUCAACCAUGGACAGGCAAACGGAACAGCACCCGUAGCUGUAGGUAGGGGAUUUUUUCUCGCUGUAGUGGUCCUGUUCUUUUAGCAGGUGAAAAACAUCCUGGGAGAUGUUCCCUUUUCACGGAAAGCGUUGCAGGAGCCUGGGCAUCCUGGAGCAGGCGUGGGGCCGGGAGCUCACAGCAAUCAGUAAUUAACUAACGAGCUGCGCUCUGCAGCCCCCGCUUCAUCUGCUGGAGGGACGGGCGCGCUUGGGUUUGCUCCUACGUAACCACAGACUUACUUUGGCUUGUAGUUGCUCAGUUAUGUACUCUGUCCUGGGCUGCAAUUUGGGUUUAUGCUUAUUUUAUUAUUACUGCUAUAGUUGACCUUGCUGUAUGGAAAAAAAUAAAGUGAAAUUGCCCUAAUAAAA